This is a messenger RNA of Meriones unguiculatus (Mongolian gerbil), 1805 nucleotides long. Its product is annotated as serpin B9-like. Gene Ontology annotation, biological process: negative regulation of endopeptidase activity. The record is from RefSeq and is a predicted model, not a curated record. The coding region runs from base 29 to 1099 and encodes 356 amino acids. Gene Ontology annotation, cellular component: cytoplasm. The transcript is spliced from 6 exons. Gene Ontology annotation, molecular function: serine-type endopeptidase inhibitor activity. Lineage: Eukaryota; Metazoa; Chordata; Mammalia; Rodentia; Muridae.
UGGCACCCUUGCCAUCCGUCUUUUAAAGAUGCUAUGUGAAAAAAACCCUUCGAAAAAUGUAUGUUAUUCUCCCAUGAACAUCUCCUCUACUUUAGCUAUGCUCCUCUUGGGGGCGAAGGGAAACACUGAGAUCCAGAUAUUGCAGGUGAUUGAUGUAUGUGCAGAGUCAGGAGUUCAUCGAAAACUCCAGUGGCUUCUCAGUAUCCUGAACAAGCCCACCAGAAAAUACUCCCUUAGAGUGGCCAGCAGGCUCUUUGCAGAGAACACUUGUGAAUUCCUCCCAACCUUUAAGGAGUCCUGUCUUCAAUUCUAUAAAUCGGAGUUGGAGCAGCUCUCCUUUGCCAAAGAUGCAGAGGAAUCCAGGAAACACAUAAACACGUGGGUCUCCAAGCAGACUAAAGGCAAAAUUCCGGAGCUGUUGUCAGAGGACUCAGUUGAUUCACAGACCCGGCUGGUUCUUGUCAACGCCACAUAUUUCAAAGGAAGGUGGCAUCGCCAGUUUGACAUAAAAUCCACCAGGGAAAUGCUCUUUAAAAUAAAUGAGAAGGAGAAGAGGCCUGUGCAGAUGAUGUGUCAGGAGCACACGUUUAAGCUUGCCUAUGUGAGUGAGGUGCAGGCACAGGUGCUGCUGUUACCCUAUAAGGGCAAAGACCUGAACAUGUUGGUCCUGCUCCCGGAUGACGGCGUGGACCUCAGCCAGGUGGAAAACAAUCUCACUUUUAUGAAGUUAAAGGCCUGGACCAGACCAGACUUUAUGAAGAACACUAAAGUUUCGGUUUUCCUUCCAAAAUUUAAACUGCAAGAGGAUUAUGACAUGGAGUCCGUGUUUCAGCAUUUGGGAAUAAUGAAUGUUUUCCAAGAGGGCAAGGUUGACCUAUCAGGAAUGUCUCCAGUGAAAGACCUGUGUGUGUCCAAGAUUGUUCACCAGAGUGUGGUGGAGGUCAAUGAAGAAGGCACAGAGGCUGCAGCAACCUUGAACGCAGUAAAUGAAAAAUUGUGCAACACGGCUGUUUUCUGCGCUGACCGCCCCUUCCUUUUCUUUAUCAGGCACAACAAAACCAACACCAUCCUCUUCUGUGGCAGGUUCUCAUCUCCAUAAAGGCACAUUUACUAUGUGUGUGGGGUGAGGACAGUUCUCCCUUCCGCAUCUUUUUAACUCCUACAGCUCUGUGAGGAUGGGCAAACAGGGCGAAGCCAUGUUCCUCCCUUCAGCCCGAUCUUAUGAUGCCCGCAUUCAGCUCUCCCUAUCCCGACCUUCAUCUGUGUCCUUUGUCAGGUCACAGGACCACAGAGUGGUAUGGUUUCCUGUUGCGUUUAGGAGGGAAACAAAUCCCACAAGACAGCCUACAAUAUACUGUAAGGUAACCCUAUAUAAACCCCUCCCUCGCUGCACAGAAAAGCCAUGGGAGCUAUAUACACUGUGCUUUCCUGGCAGCUCAGCUCUUGCCAUCACUUGCCUUAACCUGAUAGCAUCAUAGUAAAUGCCUCUGUGGAUGAUGACCACUACUGCACUUCUCCUGGGGACUGGUCCUUCAUGCUCAUUUUAAAUUUAUUUUCUUUGCUGUCCACUACUCACCAGGUCUGUGCCCAACACUGUGUUAGGCUUGGGGACAAGCACAGAUGUGUGCUCCUCUAAAGCUGGUCUUUACUAUCUGUUUUUACACUUAUCUAGUUGUCAUGACAACUAGCUUGGACUACCACAUGUUCCUGUGCAUAAGUCAUCCUUCUGAGGACUGCUGUGUAUCCACCUCUAACUGUAAUAGUUAAAUUCUAUGAAGUCCUUAAAAGCCAUUUCAAAAUAAAUU